This is a messenger RNA of Nerophis ophidion (straightnose pipefish), 1527 nucleotides long. RefSeq names its product golgin subfamily A member 6-like protein 25. The coding region runs from base 1 to 816 and encodes 271 amino acids. NCBI's taxonomy places the organism in Eukaryota, Metazoa, Chordata, Actinopteri, Syngnathiformes, Syngnathidae. The transcript has 6 exons. The record is from RefSeq and is a predicted model, not a curated record.
AUGAUGGUAGAACGUCUCAGUCUGCGAGAAUCUUUGCGUUGCUUUGCUAGUCAGGACUAUAAAGCUGAGAAGCGUCACGUGCUAUGUGAGGAGGAACUUUCUAAAAGAAAAGAGGAGGACAAUCAACUACUGGACGCUGUUUUCAAGAAACAUCAAGUUGUGUUACACAUAAAAGACGUCCAGCAGGUGUCAGCAGAGAGUCAAGAAGAGAUUCCCUCCAAGCAGCAGGAGUGGAGCUCCAGUGUGGGACAAAAGGAGCUACAGGCCCCCUCCCACAUUAAAGAGGAAGAGGAGGAACUGUGGGAGCAGCUUCAAAGAAGGAUAGCAAAGUAUGAGGAGGAACUUUGUCCACCAAAAGAGGAGAAGGAGCGACAACAUCAACUACUGGACGCUGUUUUCAAGAAACAUCAAGUUGUGUUACACAGAACGGACCUCAAUGAAGCACAUCGUCCUCGUGAGCAGGAGGAGGAACCACAGUCCCCCCACAUACACGAGGAAGAAGAGGUACCACAUUCCCAACACAUCAAAGAGGGAGGAGAGGAGCCACAGCCCCCCCACAUUAAAGAGGAAGACGAGACGCCACAGACCCAUAAUGUUAAACUGACCCUUCACAUUAAAGGGCAAGAGGAGGACCCACUGAUCUUACACAUCAAAAAGGAAGAGGAUGAUCCACUGACCCCUCACUUUAAGGAGCAAGAGAACCCACUGACCCCUCACAUUAAAGAGGAAGAAGAGGACCAGAGCCGCCGCACAUUAAAGAGGAAGAGGAGGAAAAGGGCAUCAGUCGGCCUAAAUGGUUGGAGGAGUUCCCAGUGACUGGUGUCCCUGUGAAGAGUGAAGAUGAUGAGGUGAAAGGUGAAAGUGAGGAGAGGGGAGGGGGGGAGCCUCCAAGCAGCAGCUCAACACAACACAUGACAACAGAAGCUGAUGGAGACCACUGUGGAGGAUCACAAGCAGACAAGCUCUUAGCUCCACUAUCAGAUAGUGAGGACACAACGUCACACUCUCCUGACACUGAUGAUGAAGACUCUAAAGAUGAUAAGACAUGUCACACUGACAACACUCACUUCACAUCUUCUCACUCUCACAAAACCUUUAAAUACCAAAGUCGUCUGAAAGUACACAUGAGAACACACACUGGAGAAAAACCUUUUUCCUGUUCAACCUGUGGUAAAGGUUUUACACAAAGUACAGAUGUGAAAGUACACAUGAGAACACACACUGGUGAAAAACCGUUUCCUUGUUCAAUCUGUGGUAAAGGUUUUACACAAAGUCAGAGUUUGAAAAAACACGCUAGAACACACACUGGUGAAAAAUCACAUUCCUGUUCAAUCUGUAACAGAAGCUUUUGUUGACGAUCAACCCUUGUAGCACACAUGAGAAGACACCCAGGAGAAAAAGUGUUGAGUUGCAGUGUGUGUGGUGAAAGAUUGUCUUCUAAGUAGCAGUGUAAGAAACACAAGUGUGCUGGUGAGAACAGCAGCAGCAAAUGAAACUGCAGGAUUUGAAAUAAACUGUCCAGACUUU